CUUGGUGGUAAUUAUAUGGCAAUUUAUCCUAUUGAAAGUCCAGGUGGCUAUCAAUUGUUUGGAAGAACAAUACAAACUUGGUCAACAUUUGGUACAAUUGGAUAUCCAUUUACAAAUUAUCAACCUUGGUUAUUGAACAUGUUUGAUAUUAUUCAAUUUCAAUGUGUUACUGAAUUGCAAUUACAAAAUUUACGUCGUUUAGCUUUUGCUGGUAAAUAUCAAUAUCAAAUUACUGAUUCAAUAUUAAAUAUAAAUGAUAUUAAACAAUUAGAAGACUCUCUUGAUGAAGAUUUAUUGAGUUUUAAACAAAAACAACAUAUUGCUCAAAAACAUAUGCAGCAAAUAGAAAUACAAUUAUUAAAAGAAAUUGAUUCUAAUAAUAAUAAUUAUUAUUAUAAUGAAGUAUUAAACGAUUCACAACAAAAAAAAUUGCAAGAAUUAGAUGAUAAUCAUAAAAUUAUUUAUGCUAUGGUUGGUGGUAUAAUUCAAUCAAUAUCUGUUCAUAAUGAUGAUAAAAUAAUUGUUGAUCAAACAAUUCUUUGUACUAUUCAGGCUAUGAAAACAGAGAUAACAAUUAUAUCUGAUUGUAAUGGUAAAUUGUAUCAUAUUUAUAUAAAACCUAAUCAAUUGAUUAAUGCUGGUGAUCCUCUUUUUACUAUUAAACUUGACCAAUAA
Rotaria sp. Silwood2 is the source of this 675-nucleotide messenger RNA. The record is from the annotation of a GenBank genome assembly. Lineage: Eukaryota; Metazoa; Rotifera; Eurotatoria; Philodinida; Philodinidae.